AUUUGGCGCGCAAUGCCGGCAGCUGGCCUCAGUUGAUAAAGUCUAAGCAAAUGGAAAACAUUUGCGCUGCAUUAGAGCCGCAAUUUCCGUGCCGUGAAUCGGCAAUAACAACUUUAGCUGAGCUAAUUGGCGACUGCAAUGAGGCAUAUCCACCAGCUAUUUAUAUCUAUGGACACAGCGGGACCGGCAAAACCUCGCUGUCCAAAGCCUUCCUCCUGCAAUGUCAACAGCAGCAAAAGGUGCGAACUGCCCAGCUGAAUGCCAUCGAAUGCUAUACAACAAAAAUAUUGCUGGAGAAUGUCCUGGAUUCACUCUCACAGGAAAAUUCGGAGCAACAGUUGGCUGCAGAGUCAUUGCGUGCUGAUAAUAUGUUGGAAUUCGUAGAGCAACUGCGUCGUUGGCAUGGCAGCAAAGUUCGGGGAUUUCUCAUAGCUGUGGACAAUGCGGAACGACUACGCGACAUGGAUGCGAAUGUGCUGCCAGUGCUGUUGCGCCUGCAGCAACUAACAGGUCUCAAUCUGUGCGUGCUGCUUCUCUCGCAGCUUCCCUUCGAAAAGUACUACAAUAAGACGGGUCUCAGUGAGAUCAUCAGUCUGCAUCUGGCACAGUACAACAAGACAGAAACGCUGCGCAUACUCAGCAGCGACUUUGACCAGAUGCGGCGCCAAAUGCUGCAACAAAUGAAGGAAGAUCAACUGCAUCUGGCUGAACAGGCGCUGACUCCCGAUUUCUAUAGCAACUAUUUGAAUCUUUUUCUGAGCGUUUUCUACAAGGCUUGCCGAGAUGUACCCGAGCUGCAGUUGACGGCUCGCAAGUGUUUUGCCAUCUAUUUGCAGCCCGUGCUGGAUGGCAGUGUGGAGUGCACGGAUGUGUCGCGUCUCUGGCGGCACAUAGCUGGGCCACUGCGUGCCGCCCUUACGCAGAUCUAUAUGCGCAUAGAUAAGCCACUGGGCGAGCCGGCCGUUGAGGAUCAGAGUGUGCGCAAGCUGGCCCAAUCACUGGAGUUGCCCUAUUAUGGGAAAUUUCUGCUUAUCGCUGCAUUCCUCGCCAGCCACAACUCCGCCAAGCAGGAUAAGCGCCUGUUCGUCAAGCAUCACGGCAAGCAACGCAAGCGCAUGCAAACGGUCAAUGCCAGAGCCAAGAAUGUCGACAAGAUGUCCACGACGCUGGGACCCAAAUCCUUUAGCAUUGAUCGCCUGCUAGCCAUUUUCUAUGCCAUACUCGAUGAGAAGGUCGGCCUCACCUGCAAUCUACUGUCACAGAUCUCCACGCUGGUGCACUUGAAGCUGCUCAGUUUUGUCUCUGGCGAACAGAAUAUCAUGGAUGGCUCCGCCAAGCUGCAGUGCACGGUCGGCUUGGACUUUGUCGUCCACAUUGGUAAAGUGGUGGGCUUUAAUGUGCGCCAGUAUCUAUGCGACUUUAUGUAACAAUUUAAAAGAUUUAUUAUACUAACAGUCCGGUCUGCCU
Messenger RNA from Drosophila navojoa, 1467 nucleotides. It is a transcript of the gene Orc5, whose product is annotated as origin recognition complex subunit 5. The record is from RefSeq and is a predicted model, not a curated record. Gene Ontology annotation, biological process: DNA replication initiation; DNA replication. Gene Ontology annotation, molecular function: DNA replication origin binding. NCBI's taxonomy places the organism in Eukaryota, Metazoa, Arthropoda, Insecta, Diptera, Drosophilidae. Gene Ontology annotation, cellular component: nuclear origin of replication recognition complex; nucleus.